This is a messenger RNA of Arabis nemorensis, 153 nucleotides long. Lineage: Eukaryota; Viridiplantae; Streptophyta; Magnoliopsida; Brassicales; Brassicaceae. The record is from the annotation of a GenBank genome assembly.
AUGGGACUCCCGUGUAGCGGAUUCCAAAUCAGGUGGAGAAGAAGCAACUUGGCAUUCUUGAAUGAGCCAAGGGAGGAAGAGGGUCGACCGAACAAGUACGUGCCUCAGUACCAAGUGGCUCACAUCGCCAAAAUCGCCAAAAUCGCGGGCUAG